UGUUCAUGAAUUACGGACACUAAUGCACGGACACUGAUCUUUAAUCACAGAUCUUUGAGUCAUGGAGGAAAGGCACAGAGCCCUUCUUAGUGCCAAACGACUGGAAAUAUCAAGUGAUCUGCGGUUUAGGGACAUUCGGAGACGUCUUCUAGACAGCGGAAUCCUGAAUGGUGAGAAUCUUGACGAGAUUGAGAAGCGACAAUCACGUGGAGACCAAGUAAAAGCUUUACUCGACAUUCUUCCUACCAAAGGACCGCAUGCAUUCUCGGUGUUUCGCGAAGCUCUGAAUGACAGUGGUUACCCACAUUUGGCACGGAUCUUGAACGAUGAAAGUCAGCAAGCACCCCCAAGAGAGCCACGUGUAUUCAUCAUCCAUGCAGGAGAAGACAAAGAAUCAUUUGUGCGUCCAUUGGUCACCACGCUGCAGCAACAAGGGUUGGCCGAAAAGGAUAUUUUUUUCGAUGAUGUUUCCAUCAAACCCGGUGAAGUCAUUCGGGACAGAAUAAUUUCGACCUUAUCGAGUAAAAGUUUGGAACUCGCUGUCGUUGUCGUCAGUACAUCAUUCCUCAACAAACCCUACUGGCCUAAACUGGAGUUUGAAACGUGCCUGAAAAACAACAAACGUAUAUUCCCCAUAUGGGUUGAUGCUAAUGACGACAGCUUCAAGGCCUUUAGUGAGUUAGUCGGGAAGUACUCUCCCACACUGAAACAGAUGAGUGCAAGACGCGUACAGAGAGACCAUGUAACUGACGAACUGACAAACAUCGCUGCAGAAGUCGUCCAACGACUUUCUACUGUGGGACGUAGCACACCUCAGCCUGCAGCGAUCCAAACGCUUUGGUAUCUAACACCGCUAUCAUCCAGGGGUGAUUCCGGCUCCUCAGAUGACGAAACCAGCCAAGGCACACAUGCGGCAGGGGUCAGUGACGAACAGGGGAUAGAAGAAAAACUCAAUGAGAAAAAGGCGAAGCAGCUGGAACUAGAAAUGGCUCAAUGGGAAAAGCGAGGGAAGGUUUUGGGGCAGCAUUUGACAUUAUUGAAGAAAGCAGAAGGUCUUCUUUCAAAGGAGAAGAUAGAACGAAAGACAGAAGAAAUGCUAGACUGUUACUAUCAGUCAAGCUUUCACAUUGUUGAGGUCAAAAUAGGCUACACCAUUCUUCAUUUUAUUCCUCACAAUUUGACAACUUUAGAUACGUUCUGGACAGACUACAAGUCUGGACAGCUUAGUUGUAACCUCACCGACUGUCUCAUCACUGACGAGAUGCGAACACUUGCCGGGGAAGACUUGGUGGUGGGGGUCAUCAUGCUGGAAGAGCAGUACCGACAAUGGACGGAGUAUUUCAAAGCAGAAGACAUUGAGAUGAGAAGGCCUAAGAUGACGCCCACGGCAUUUCUCCAGACAAUACCAGCGCCAGUCCCCCAAUCUAAAGCAAAAAUGGCCGACUCUGAUUCAAAGAUGAAAAGUCCUGAGAUGAAUAUUCCGACAGUUUCAGAACUGCGAGUGGAAGUUCGUCAACUUCUCAAAAAAAGAAGUGAGGACUUUAACGUAUUAGUUGUAGGUCGCCCUGGCUCAUGCAAAUCAACGCUGAUAAAUUCCAUGAACAUGGCUCUUGCGGGGAAAUGGAGUGAGUUGACUUCAUUUGGGCAGGGAGGUGUACAAAACCUCACUCUGCGCCUUGACAAGGUCCCCAUGUUCGAAGACCAGUUCAUGACAGAGAAGGUGGAAAACUACGACAAGAAGCUUUACUUUUGGGACUGUGCUGGUAUGGAGAAUACAGCAGAUGAGGUCUAUGGGGAGUUUAUCGGCCUCACUUUAGAUGGAAAAGUUGAAGAUAAGACAAAUGUAUUCGACGUUCUCAGAAAGAAGGGAGGACUGAUUUCAAUCAAAGAUCUCCAAGAAAAGUUUCCGAAGGUGAACGAAGACAACAGGUUCAACAGGCUCCUGUUCGUUUGUGCGUGUGACGAAAUGGCCCCAGAAAACUUGCUGGAACUGGUUCGGGAGACGACUGCUUCUCACCAUAACAAAGGCAGGAAUAUACCGGUGUUCCUGGUCUUGAGCAAGAAGGACAAAGCCAAGGACAACCAGCGCAAGUACAACGACACCAAGAAGACGGCGCAGAGUCUACUCAGCCUAGAGGGCAACGAGCAGAGGACCACAGAGCUGACCCUCUACCAUGCGAAAAUUGAGGGAAAAGAUGAAGGAAAGGUAGACGGCAUGUUUUGCCAGUGUAAGGCUUACGUGCGGGUUACCAUCAAGUAUACACUUUCCCAAAGAAUCACCAUUCCUAUGUAUGUGCUGUCCAUACAGCUCAACUGA
Molecule: messenger RNA, 2317 nt
Organism: Branchiostoma belcheri (Belcher's lancelet)
Lineage: Eukaryota; Metazoa; Chordata; Leptocardii; Amphioxiformes; Branchiostomatidae
Exons: 6
Coding region: 62-2317 (751 amino acids)
Biological process (GO): signal transduction; regulation of apoptotic process
Molecular function (GO): death domain binding; protease binding
Source: RefSeq, a predicted model, not a curated record